AUGGGUGGUAAGUUAUGGGAUAUAGUGGACAAGGAUUAUGCAAUUAUUGAUCCCACUAAUCCUACCAAUGAAGAUAGGGAGAAUACUCUUGCAAAUGCUCAAGCUACAAAUGUUCUUUAUAGUGCUUUAGAUCUUAAUGAGUUCAAUUGCAUUUGCAAGCUUGAGACCACUCAUGAAAUUUGGAAAAGGCUUAAAGAGAUUCAUGCUGGCACAACUAUGGUUAAGGAUGCAAAACUUUUUGUUUAUAAAGGGCAACUUAAGAAAUUUACUAUGUUACAAAACGAGAGCAUUGAAGAAAUGUUCAAUUGUUUAAACAACAUAAUAAAUGAGCUCAAGGGGCUUGGCAUGGAUGUUUCCGAUAUUGAUUUCUCUCACAAGUUUCUUAGAGCUUUGCCUAACAAAUAUGAUACAAUUGUUACUUUGCUUGGGAGGUCCAAACUUGAAGGAGAUGACUCCAAUGCAAAUCUUGAGUGA
Molecule: messenger RNA, 474 nt
Organism: Phragmites australis (common reed)
Lineage: Eukaryota; Viridiplantae; Streptophyta; Magnoliopsida; Poales; Poaceae
Exons: 1
Coding region: 1-474 (157 amino acids)
Source: RefSeq, a predicted model, not a curated record